Molecule: messenger RNA, 1714 nt
Organism: Dendrobium catenatum
Lineage: Eukaryota; Viridiplantae; Streptophyta; Magnoliopsida; Asparagales; Orchidaceae
Product: dof zinc finger protein DOF2.4
Exons: 1
Coding region: 211-993 (260 amino acids)
Biological process (GO): regulation of DNA-templated transcription
Molecular function (GO): DNA-binding transcription factor activity; DNA binding
Source: RefSeq, a predicted model, not a curated record
CCAGUCCACCAGCACCACCACUUGCUCCAUUCUCUCUCUAAACCAUCUCCAUCCCUAUCAAUAAUUCUUCCUCUUGCAUGCGCCCUCUUGUCGCGUAGUUCUUGGGACAGAACCUUCUACCUUCCAUUAUUCAUCCCCGUUCUCUCUCCAUCCUCUCUCUCUCACCUCUUUUAUUCUCCUCUUCCAGUUUCCCAUUCAAUUUUGUGCAUCAUGGUUGCCAAGCUAGAUUCUGGCACGGCCGCCGCGCAGCAGAACGCCGGCUCGCCACCACUCAACUGCCCCCGCUGCGAUUCCACCAACACAAAAUUCUGCUACUAUAACAACUAUAGCCUCGCGCAGCCGCGCCACUUCUGCAAGUCCUGCAAGAGAUACUGGACCCGCGGUGGCACCCUCCGCAACGUUCCUGUUGGCGGCGGCUGCCGGAAGAACAAGAGAACGAAGAAAUCCCACCGAUCCGCCCCCUCCAUCACCGCGGCUGCACCAUCUCUUCCACCACCUCCAGUUAUUCAUAGCCCAGCCACAGAUCUCAGCUCGUUGCUCUAUGGAUUUCCACAGAUGAUGAAUUCCUCAACGGUCUUCUUCCCCAAGUUCGAGCUCGAUGCACAGUUUGCUGGCUAUGAAGAAAACUUCCAGUCGUGCCUUAGCGCUGCCAAUAUUGUGGAUCUACAGAAGUCGGCGGCAGCACCGGCGGAUUUUCUUGGAGAUUACUCGCUAUUGAAUUCUCAUAUUCCUUCUUCUUCAUCUCCGAUGGCUGCAGAGGCCUACCAGCCAUUGCUUUCCUAUGAUGAUAUCAACAUGGGAACUGAGAACAACACUUCAAAUAGAUCGAUAAAUAAUUGGCAAGAUACGAAGGGGAAUCCAUUGGAAGCCACAAACUCCUUUGCGGCCUCUGGCGGCAGUGGGGCCGUUGCUCAGACCCCCUAUCUCUACUGGAAUCAAGCGAUGUGCAGCGGCUGGCCAGAAUCCAGCUCGUCGGUGGCUCCUCUUAUCUAAUUAGCAAAAGCUAGCUAAUUGUUUCGUCAACGUAUUUUCAAGCAUGGGUCGUCUAAUCAAUUUGGUGCUUUAUUUUGUUCAUCUAUUUUCUUAUCCUGUUCUUGGUUCCCGUAAAAAAACUACAUAAACUGAUCAGAUCAUGGAUCGGAGAGAUCAUGUCGGUUGCAGAGGUCUCAAUGGCGUCUCGUGCUGUUUUUGAGUCAUUGCGGCGUCGAGAAGGAUCGAUUUGCUCCGAGAGGAACCUCGGAUCCUUUCCAUCAUCUUAUUACAUUAAAAAUUAUUGAUUUUCUCCAGCUCAAGCUUUCGAAAUUUGGAGAUUGGAAGGAAAAGAAUUUAGAUGGAGGGUGACUAUUUACUUGUUAAUUAGUAAGUUUGUUUGUUAGUUAUGUGUACAUACCAAGCCAUAGCCAUGGUUACAUAUCUUCAUGCUCUUUUUCUCCUUCUUCUGGAUUGGUUCUAAAUUAACAGUUCGGUUUCUUGGAUCAAUCUCCAAUUCUCCAUAUUUGAGAUCCAACUCCAGGAAGUAAUUUGAUUUUUCCUUCUGUUUCUCCUUUAAUUCGAUCUUAGAUUAUUGAUCAUGGUUAAAAACGCUAAGAUUAAGAGAGAGGAAUGACAAAGAUGACUAAUGAGCUGCGUAUUUCAGUCCUCUAUGUGUGUAAUAUAUUAAUUUUCAUGAAACAAUUAAUUUGCUUAUAAACUUUUUCACUUCAGAAUUUUUAUA